This is a messenger RNA of Brassica napus (rape), 2712 nucleotides long. RefSeq lists its product as uncharacterized. The transcript is spliced from 4 exons. Lineage: Eukaryota; Viridiplantae; Streptophyta; Magnoliopsida; Brassicales; Brassicaceae. The record is from RefSeq and is a predicted model, not a curated record. Gene Ontology annotation, molecular function: catalytic activity. The coding region runs from base 1 to 2712 and encodes 903 amino acids.
AUGGGAGAAGGUAAAGAGAUGACGAAUGGUGGUGGUGGAAAGAAAAUGGUAGUGACGGUGGUGGUAAAAGAAGAUGGCGAUAAUGAUGGAAGCAUGAUAGUGGCGAUCAGUGAAACAAUCAGUGACGACGGUGAUAGAAAUGUUACAAAUACUACUCAUCCGCGUGAUCCGGCGUCUCGGGCAUCCUCUGUUUGCUCUGAUGCUGAACCUGACUCCUCGGAUACUGAUUCGUCGGGGUCUGACGAGGAGGAGGGAGAGAUUCUGGAGUAUGUAAAGGACCCAAGCUUCAAAAUGAAGAAUCGACAUUCGGGGUUUAACAAGUUUAGUCACCGCAACGGUUUCAAGAAAUGGAUUCGUAAAAAUAAACCAUUAUUCGGAGGUAUUAUAGAGACCAGAGUCAAGCAACCUAAGAUUGGGAAACUUGUAGCUUCGGUGCUCCCUGGCUGGUCUUAUGCGGAUAACUACUCUUUCUCGGAGCUUGGGAAGAUCUGGAUUUUAUGGCACUCAAGUGUGAAGGUUGUGGUUCUUGCAAAAUCUCUGCAACAGAUCACUUGUGAGGUCCAUCUCCCAGACCUGCCCGAACCUCUUAUUGUCACUAUUAUCUAUGCAGCAAAUAGUUCCUCUCUUAGGGUUGUGCUCUGGGCUGAAAUUGAAUUGCUCGCUGUGUCUCCUUUGAUUGAGGGUAAGCCGUGGUCUGUUUUAGGGGAUUUCAACCAGACGCUGUCACCACAGGAACACUCCGCCCCGAGGUCCCUCAACAUCGACAAGCACAUGCGUCUUCUUAGCCAAUGCUUAAUUCACUCCGACUUGGAAGAUCUUCAUUUCAGAGGUGAGGUUUUCACUUGGUGGAACAAAAGGAAGACAUCCCCGAUUGCUAAAAAGCUUGAUAGAAUUUUGGUGAAUGAUCUUUGGUAUGAGUCUUUUUCGGACUCCUUGGCUCACUUUGAUAACCCAGACUUCUCUGAUCAUGCUUGCUCAACCAUCUCUCUCAAGCCGAACCUGCUGAGAAAGAAAAAGCCUUUCAAGUUUUAUAAUUUCUUGCUUCAAAACCCGGAUUUCGUUCCCUCUAUGACAGAGAUGUGGUACUCUUUUAAUGUUAGAGGCUCUGCAAUGUUUAUUCUGUCUGAAAAGCUUAGACUGCUGAAAAAGUUUAUCAGAGACUUCAGUAAGGCAAAUUACUCAGAGCUGGAAAAAAGGGUCAGUGAGGCUCAUGCUCGGCUUCUGCUCAGGCAAGCUGCAACCCUACACGACCCUUCACCUUCUAAUGCUGUUUUGGAACUCGAUGCACAGUUAAAGUGGCAGGACUUGGCAGCGGCCGAGGCGUCUUUCCUCCUACAGCGAUCAAGAAUUUUAUGGCUGGGCAAUGGUGAUGCCCCUACGUCUUAUUAUCAUCGUAUGGUCAAUGCUCGUAAAGCUAUUAAUCACAUCCACUUCCUCACUGAUGAUAAUGGCGUCAGAUAUGAGAAUCAUUCGGAGAUUGAGAAUCAUUGUGUGGAUUACUUCUCGAAUAUUAUGGGUAGCGACAUUGAUCAGCGAAUGUUUCAGCAAGAUGACUUGAACCUCCUAUUUGACUUUCGCUGCUCUCCAGAGGAUCGACUUAGCUUUACAGUUGAGUUCUCCACUCAGGAAAUCAAGGAUGUCUUCUUCUCUCUCCCUAGAAAUAAAACCAGUGGCCCGGAUGGCUACUCAGCCGAGUUCUUCACCGCCUGUUGGCAAGUCAUUGGCCCGGAGGUCACUGCUGCUGUGAGGGAAUUUUUUAGAUCAGGGCAGAUGCUUAGACAAUGGAAUGCAACUACCUUAAUUCUCAUUCCAAAGGUGAACAACGCAUCUUCGGCCACUGAAUUUCGUCCUAUCUCUUGUCUGAAUACCGUCUAUAAAGUCAUCUCGAAAUUGAUCUCCAUCAGACUUAUGGCCGUUCUCCCUAGAGUGAUCUCUCAGGCUCAAUCAGCUUUCAUGCCUUCACGUCUGCUGGCUGAGAAUGUUCUUCUGGCUACAGACUUGGUUAAAGGGUAUAGUAAUUCGAAUUCUGAGCCAAAAGCCAUGCUAAAAGUGGAUCUUAAAAAGGCUUUUGACUCAGUAAGGUGGGAUUUUAUUAUUGGCAUCCUCAGAGCCUUAUCAAUUCCGGAAACGUUCAUCAACUGGAUUUACCAAUCUAUCUCGACGGCUACGUUUUCGGUCUCCAUCAAUGGCCUCUCUCGACUACUCUACUCAAGGUAUGAAUCUGGCUCAAUUGGUUACCACCCUAGAACUUCUGAAGUCAAAAUCUCGCACUUGAUGUUUGCCGAUGAUGUUAUGGUGCUUUUCGAUGGCAAAGCGGAUUCACUUCAUGGUAUUACGGAAUGUCUCUCUGAUUUUGCCUCCUGGUCCGGCCUCUCCAUGAAUAUUAGCAAAACAGAGUUGUAUCACUCGGGUCUAACAGUUGCUGAAACAAAUGAUAUCUCGGCGUAUGGAUUCACUGCUGGGUCUCUUCCGGUUAGAUAUUUGGGGCUUCCCCUCAUGAGCAGGAAACUCCGUAUUGCAGAGUAUGAACCGCUAAUCAAUAAACUCCUUGCUCGCUUCCGGUCAUGGUCUGUUAAAGCUCUAUCUUUCGCUGGAAGGCUGCAAUUAAUUGCCACUGUCAUCUAUGGAACGGUCAAUUUCUGGAUGUCGGUUUUCAUCCUUCCUAAGGGUUGUAUCAAAAGGAUUGAGUCGCUCUGCUCCAGAUUCCUGUAG